Auanema sp. JU1783 is the source of this 1620-nucleotide messenger RNA. The record is from the annotation of a GenBank genome assembly. NCBI's taxonomy places the organism in Eukaryota, Metazoa, Nematoda, Chromadorea, Rhabditida, Rhabditidae.
AUGAAGAGCUUCUUGAGCUUCCUGUCUUUGUUAGCCCUUGCAGUGGCUAAGUGUCCUUCUGAUUGGUUCAGUGAUGGGGAUGGUAUGUGCUAUAAGAUAUUCACUGACCUUUUGCUCGAACCAAAGGCUUCCGAAUCAUGCGAGUCAUUGGGAGGUUCAUUGGUUAUGAUCAAGAAUGCUUUUACAGAAGCUGCUUUGUACUCUCAGAAAAGCUCAACAAAUGUGAUUUGGAUUGGAAUCAACUGUAGAGGAAGCCAAAUUACAAACUGUUAUUACGAGGACGGAACACAAUUGACUGCCAAUUCCUACAACAAUUUCUACCCCGGAUAUCCUGAUGUGAACAAGGGGCUGUGCACUUACAUGGUUCUCAGUGGAGCAAGCGCUGGAAAAUGGUACAACAUCGAUUGUAAUAAUAUUCCUUUCGGAUAUGCAUGCCAGAAAAACGAAGACAGUUUCACUUCAUGUCCACCAGGUUAUACUUUACGAGGUGAUAACUGCUAUAAGGUUUUGGUCGAUGCUUUAUCCUAUUCCGAUGCUGAGCAAGUAUGUGCCACUAGUUGUGGACAUAUUACGAGCAUUGGCACUAACGAUGAAAACAACUAUGUCAUGCAGUUAGCACAGAACAGUUCUGAUUCUUCAAUGUUCGCUCGUAUUGGUCCCAAGUAUAAUGGAAACCGAUAUUGUAACCCAUGUGGCGUGAACUGUUGUGAUAGUGUAACUUAUUCAAACUUUGCUCACCCAAACACCGAUCUCGGAGAUUGUGUAGGAAUAGCUCUCACAAACGAUUUAGUCCCACAAGGAAAUUGGAUGAACACCUACUGCGACAAGCCAAUGUUAUCUGUUUGCAAAACAGAAGUGAACAUGUAUCCCUGCCAGGCUCCUUCUGUCCCUACUUCUAAUCCGCAUUCAACACCAUCAUACACGAGUUGCAGCUCACCACAAUACUAUGAUAAUAACGGAACUGUACACUCUCCUACUAAAGCCAUGAACACCCCAUGUACUUACAUAAUCAGCGUAAAGAAGGGAUAUCAAGCUGCGAUUACAUUCAAGCAGUUCAACUUCCAUGGUGAAAAGACGACAACACUAGAACUCUAUAAUGACAUUUUGGAUAGAACUCCUUUCAAAACUUUGAGAUAUACGGAUAACCCAGUUAAUCAAAUUUUCAUUUCGCAAGAAGAGUCUAUGAAAGUCAUAUUUACCUCAUUGAGCAAUUCAGUCGCUUCAUGGUCUUUCGACUUCGGGCCUGAGUUUACUGCUUAUUCUCCUACUCCAGCAGCUUUAGGAACUGGAUGUAACGCAGGACUUCUUUCCGCUCCUGGAACUAUUACUAGCCCAAAUUAUCCAAACUACUAUCCUGAUAAUACCAAUUGUCACUAUCAGCUUACUGCUGGGGCAAACAAAAGAAUUUACCUUUACUUCUCUGAUGUUCGAACGGAAUCUUGGGAUGUGAUUGAUGUUUAUGAUGGAGCAACUACCAACUCUCCUCACCUUGGAAGUCUGUCUGGAUUCUUCCCUUCAAACACAAACUUCACAUCAUCUGGGGCAUUUAUGCUGGUGACGUUCGUUUCUGAUGGACAAGUUUCAUACAACGGAUUCGCUGCUGAAUUCACUGCUGUAUAA